CGGCGUGUCUCUGUAGCAGGAGCAGCAGACUGAUGAGCACCUCCUCCUCUCCCGUCACCCGUAUCCCUGGAAGCCAAAGGAAACCAACCAGUCGGGCUCAGUCUGCAGGUCGCACGGGCAGCGGAGGAAUUCCCAGGAAAACCAGUCGUUCUUUUUGCUUUUUAUACAACAAAAAAGAUCAUUUCGCGUCAAAAUUAUGACAGAUUCAUGCUGGAGUGGAUGAGAGAAGGCGUUAGAGAGAUGUCCCUGCAGCAGCGGCUCGUGCAGCUCUCCGGAGCGUCUCUUGCAGUGGUCUUCGGCCCGGACCAGGAGACUUUACGCGCUGCUGAGAAAAAACUCAGCGCCAACGGAACUCCGAGCGGACAGGAGAUUUUUGCAGACUUCAAAGCGCAAAACUCACGCAGUUUCUGGAAUAAGCGGCUCGUUAAGGCCAUCGCCGACGUGCACUUUCAGGGAUGGAUGGAGAACCUGGUGCUUUUCGUUCAGGGGAACGCAAACGACCUGGAGGUGCUUAGGGAAGCGUGGAUGCGCAGGGCUCUCAGGUCUCCGAAGGGCUUCAUAAUUAAAGCUGUCGGUGACCUAUCCCCCGUGCAGAUGUCCCCGUUUCCUCAGUCCCAGUUCAUCCCUCUGGCAGAGGUGCUGUGUUCCGUCAUCUCCGAUAUGAACUCUUCCCAAAUCACCGUCACCCAAGAGGCACUUGUUAAUUACAUGAGCAAAUCGCAUCCAGGGAUAACCAUCCCCACUCAGGACAUCCUCUACAAUACACUCGGCACACUGAUCAAGGAGCGGAAGAUUUACCAUACAGGCGAGGGCUACUUCAUCGUUACUCCUCAGACCUAUUUCAUCACCAACAACAUGAUCCGAGAGAAGAACUGGUGGACUUCUGGCUCAACAGAUGACCCCCCGUUAUCUCCUCCCAUAACUUAUCUCCUGAGCAAUGACGUCUGUGCUGAGAUCAAUCAAACACUCCCCGUGGCCCACUGUAAGUCAUGCAGCUGUUUCGGCCCUCACCAACUGCCCUCCAAUAAUGCCGCCACGACAGAAACAACUACCAUCCCUCCCUCUACAGUUCCUGACCAGCAUUCUGUCUCCGUGUCCAUAAGCGAAUGCACAGGCAAAAGCCUAAAGUGGCCCCGACCCUCCGAUCCCAAACCCACAGUUCAGCAUCAGUCCACUUCUACUGCAGCAGACUGCCAGGCAAGUGAGAUCAGCAAAACGACCGCAACCACUAAUGCCACUGGGCGAAAAGAAAAGGAUAACAAAUCUGGGAGGAAGUUUGGUCUCAGUUUGUUUAGGAGGAAUGGAGGUAAAAAGGAGAAGCCUAAGAAGGAGUAUGCUUCAUUUUCAAGCCAGUUCCCUCCAGAGGAGUGGCCAGUGAGAGACGAGGAUGACUUGAACAACUUGCCUCGUGAUCUGGAGCAUGCCAUCAUCAAGCGCAUCAACCCUGAGCUGACUGUGGAUAACUUGACACGGCACACUGUCUUGAUGAAAAAGCUGGAAGAGCGGAGGGAAAGGGGAAUGAGCAGGGUUUUCGAUAGAGGGCUGGACAAAGAUGAGAAGGGAGUGGACAAGGGCAUGUCCACUGAUGCCCUAACGUUCUCCAAACACAGGCAUCACCAUCUAACUAAAACAGGGGGAGGGAAACGAUCUUCUCAGAAGGCUUCUCGCAGCAGGAGGAGGGCCCACUCGUCCAGAGAGAAGCAGAAGGACAGGGUUAAGAAUAAGGCUCCCCUAUGUGCAGACAUUGAUCCAGAUGGGGAGGAUUUAAUUCCAACUCGGCUCAAAGUUGAAAUCCCUGUUGAUGCACCCGAUCAAAUGGAAGAAGCUGGAACUGUUGAAGGAAAAUGUCUUUAUAAGAAACGCAUAGAUAACCCUUUCCAGGCUCAUCCAAUCAAAGAUAACGAGAAUGUCAUUUCCACCGCCAGAGAACACAGAAGACGAGAAGUGAAAGAGGGGAAGACAUCUGGGCCAGGGAGAAAAGAACGAACGGGUCAUCGCUCCAAAUCUUGGGACCCACAUCGAGCAAAACUAUUAGCAGAAGAUGGGGAGAAUGCAAUAAAAUUCCCCUCAUCUGAAGACAGAUACGAUUAUGUUCAGGAGAAGGACUUUGCCCCCGAUCAGCUGGUCCAGUUGGACACCAGACUCAACAGAGAGCCACCUCUGGACUACAACUCAGCCUAUCUACAGAACAGCAUGAUCAGGACAGGUGACAACGUUCUACAUCAGGGAGAAAAAGUGGAGAUAUGGGAGAGAGAUGACAAAAAUGGUAAUUUUCUAGAGGUGCAAGAAUAUAAAAGUAUACUAGACCAAAACCAAAAUGAGGAUGUUGGUAUUUCUAAAAUCCAUCACUACUGCAUUACAAACAAUGUUGCCCCUACUCAUCCGUAUGAGCCAGUCAUAAACCACUCAUAUGACUCAAAGCUUCCUUGGCCCAAGCCCUCUCUGCAACGGAAACAUUCCCUCAGGCUCCUAAGUGAACAAAGGGAUGAUAGUCAGAAACCCAAAGUGCUCCGUGGGACUGCUCCUAGUGAAGACCACCAAGAAAUGAGACCAGUCACCCACAGAGAGCAGAGAGCCUUCAAACAUGAUGAGCAGCCCGAAAAGACACCUGAAUGGACUCCCCUGGUCACAGACAGUGAAGGGUUUAUAGAAAAAGACUUUAACCUCUAUCAGAGACCAGCUGCACCCGAGGAUGACGACGCCUGUAGCUCUUUGUGUCUUAAUAGUGAUGAGAUUAUUGAUCAUCAACAUGAUUACCAAAUGGCUGUAGAAGACUAUCAUGAUCACCAGCUAGACAGUCAGUGUUUGGGACCCCAAAGUCACCAUUUCCAAGCCAACUUUCAGCAAUCACAGCUCACCUUCUGGGAAGAUUCUGUGGAUAGUUGUUCAAAAGAUCUCUCUCCUCCUGCAAACCAGAAAGGAUCUUCCACUGACUCCAUGAGACCUGGAGAGAGCAGCUGGACUAGAUCACAGAGGAGUAAAUCACCAGGGACUCAAAGUGAGCCACUUCCCAUGAGAAUUACUUUGAUCCAGGGGGGGAAACUAUAUGGAUCUACCCAAGACGCGGACUUUCCUAAGGCGUGUGAAGUUGCAGACAGUAGCAUUUUUGAUUACUGCCAGGCCAGUGAGGCUGAAUCAGACUCUGAAACUAUACGGAAGUCAGCCGACGAAGGUGACGGCGAGUCUGCGCAUUGGGCUGCUGAUGUGGAGGAAGUGCGGGAGGAUGAGUUUGAUGAGAAGAGUCUUCCUCAAUGCCACAAGUCUGUUCGGAGCUCCAUCACUGGAGCCAGAAAAUCUGAAGAAAUGGUGGAAAGCCGGAGCAUCACAGGAGACAGUGGUAUAGAUUCCCCUCGGACCCGUGUCAGUCUGACGUCCAGCAAUACUGUGAUUCUCGAAGGUCUCAAGAGGAGAGGCUUCUUGCAAAACCUGGAGAAACUGCACUCAAAGAGCAGUGCCAUUCGGCCGCAGAGCUCGCUGCUUCAACUGACCUCUGUGAUGAACGUAUAGCAAGUCCCUGCUGAAAUGUUUCAGCCAAUAAAUUCAAUAGGUUCUCCACAUACCCACAACAACUUGUGGUAUUGUAAAAAUAUGUACAGUCAAAUGUAUCUUUGUAUAUGUCUAAAGGAGUCAGUUACAUUUCUCUUCAGAAACUGUCAUAUGCAAGUUUUCUCCACUCACGUCUUAAUGACUAAAAUAUUCUACAGUAAUAAUUUGUUGUAGAUUGUUCAUUUUUGUUGACAUUUAACAAUUAUUACAAAUAAAUAUAUAUAUAUCCAAACUUUUUGCUUUCUUUCGUGACAUGCUGUGGUGGUUAAGAAGUUUUGGCAGCAACCAGUGAAAUCAGGUGUGUUAAAAGAGUCUCACACAACUGUGGAAAACUUUUGCCUCUUUUCUUUACAGAAGUGUUAUGUUUCAACUACAUUAGUGCAUUUUCCUGCAUAGAUGACCUAGUUCCAUCCAGGUACUGAAGCAGCGAAGCAACCCUACCAUUACACUGCCACCACCAUGUUUGACUGGUGUGACGGGAUGAUCAGAUUCUCCAUUUUGGAACUCUUCCAUGGAGAAUAUUUGUGCCGCAUCUCAACACAGGCGCGCUCCUUCUUGGGCCCGUUGCAUUGCUGAGCAGGAGUUGCUGGAGGGCCCACACUCUAAACUGAGAUCAAGGAGGGACCGGGCCUUCUCAGUAAUGGUACCAACCCUUUGAAACGAGCUCCCCCUGCAGUAAAGCAGGCUCCAUCUCUUCGGGUGUUUACAUCUCGCUUGAAAACCCACUUUUAGCAGUUUGAUGGAUCUCUUUUGCUAGUGUUGAAUCGUGACCUCAUGACCUCUUAAGCAAGUAAGCCCUGCAAUGCUUUAGCUUUUGUUCUGGGUUCAUUUUUCAAGAACAAAGCUUUGUUUAGAAAUGUUUUUAGCCUUUGAAAUUAUUUUAUUCUGCAAGUGUUGCCAGUAGAGCUGAACUCAGCUUACCGUUUUAACACUUGUGGUUUACCAAUCACUUGAAUUACAUGUAUUAAAGGUCAGGUUUGUUUUUUCUGAUGAAAUACGACCCCCCCCCAAAAAAGUUACAUGAUUUGUUAGGAUCAAAUACAGCAGUUUGUCAACAAAUAAAAUGUAUAUUUCAUUUUAUUGCUUCAUGAGUAGGCAUUAACUUCAGGGUAAAUUGAUAUGAAGAUACGCAGCCUCUGCUGUGCAAGAAUGCAAACUCGUGAAGUGAAAUGUUGGGAGAUUCCCGAGGACUUUCCUCUCCCAUUGACUUCGUUUUUACUCACAUCUAAUUUAAACCACAAAAAUGUUCCAACUGUAAGGACUCCAACCACAGCAACAGUGACAUCUUGUGGACAAAAUUAGAAGCUACAGGCUUGAAGAAAAUCUUGAGAAAAAAAGGCUAAGUUUGUCUUAAGUACACUGAGAUUUUACUGGGUUUAAUGAUUUCAUUAAUUAAAUACCACCAGAGUCAACAACCUUUAUUUUUCCAUAGAUGUGCCAUUCAAAACGGGGAAGAGGUGUUACAAGCAUUGCCCUUAAAGUCUAUAUUUUGCACAUUUUUUCUCUACAAUGAGGCCAUUGACAAAAAUCAAAGGGGGGAAAAUAGACAAUAUGGUUGUAACAGUGUAAACGCAUGGUAAUAUACAUGAAAGCAAAAAAAAAAAAAAAAAAAAAAAAAAAAAAAAAAAAAAAAAAAGCAAAACCAGACAUCAAAUUAAAAUGCUGGGUAAGUUUAUAUAACUAAAGACUCCUGGAAAACCCUAACUCUUCUCAAAUAACUCUGCAUACAUUUCUAAGUAGCAUGCAAUAAGGCACCUAGCUAACACAAGGAAGAGAACUAUGCUACAGUCUGAUGCACAAUCGUUAAAAAAAAAAUUAAAACAAAAUAUUGCUCACCAAAAAGUUUCACUCUCAUUAAAACUGCCUCGUUCCCUUUCAUAUAACCCAAGCCGUGUCUAAAAAAAUACAGUUUGUAAAAGAUAUUUUACACACAUUAGUAAAUAGAGCGUAGUUCAUAGACUUGAGGAAAAUCUUGGAAGUUUUCCUUCCGUAGUUUCAGUAUUCACAACCUUCUGUUUCGGACCGAAUAGUUUGCAGAAAUGUUAUCUACACACAGGCAAUCAGUAUCCAAAGCAUUAAAGUAGAACAUUUCCUGUACAUUUGAGAUUGGAUUGUAGCAGAGACCACACCGUGAAUAAUUAAGACACAGGUCAUGUUGUACUAUGCUAUCCAGUGGGAUUUUAUUUUCUAAUAAGCAUGUCCUAAUGGCUAUGUUGCAUGUUGUAAAAGACCGAGUGUCCGCUGUACAGUUUGACAGAGACGUGCAGAACCAUCAGAGAUGUACAAAAUCCAACCUCAUAAAUAUGAAAGCCUCUAGUCAGAUGAAGCCAGAAUCCCUCCUUCAGGAGAACAUCUGAAACAUUUUUCUUUUUAUCUCCAACACGUAAAAUAAAGCCAUAGAAAAAAAAAGGAGACAAAGUGGAUUUUACUAUCAAAAAUGUCAUCUUUU
Messenger RNA from Nothobranchius furzeri (turquoise killifish), 5995 nucleotides. RefSeq names its product storkhead box 1 (gene stox1). Lineage: Eukaryota; Metazoa; Chordata; Actinopteri; Cyprinodontiformes; Nothobranchiidae. Gene Ontology annotation, molecular function: RNA polymerase II transcription regulatory region sequence-specific DNA binding. Gene Ontology annotation, cellular component: nucleus; cytoplasm. The record is from RefSeq and is a predicted model, not a curated record. Gene Ontology annotation, biological process: regulation of transcription by RNA polymerase II.